Molecule: messenger RNA, 1485 nt
Organism: Punica granatum (pomegranate)
Lineage: Eukaryota; Viridiplantae; Streptophyta; Magnoliopsida; Myrtales; Lythraceae
Source: RefSeq, a predicted model, not a curated record
AAAUCUACACGCAAGUCAACAACACAGAAAAUAUUAAAAAGAGAGCGAUCGCAGAACGAGAGAAAGCAGUAAUGGAGAUACAACACUUCAGCCACGAGCAUCUGCUGGUCCUCGACCGGACCGAGACAGACGGUGAGACUUGCAACUUGUGCUCGAGCGCGAUCGAUUAUCUGGCCUUCGCUUGUUUCGAUUGCGGGUUCCUCCUCCACGAGAAAUGCGCAAAAUUGCCACGCGAAACAAAAUCCCGCCUUCUUCAUCCCCAGCACACUCUUGUCCUCGUUCCCAACCAUCCUGAUCCAUUGAAGCCGCUUAAAUGCAGCGUCUGCGGAAAGACAUGUCCUGGGUUUGUCUUCCGAUGUGGCGAGUGUGACUACAACGUCGAUGUGAGCUGUUUCAUGAGAAACCUGUCAGACCUGAAUCUCCCAUCGCGAGAAAAGACGAGAAAAAUACAUCAUUUCACCCACCAGCAUAGCCUGAUCCUUCGAUAUUGCCCAGAAAAGAAUCCUGCAGGGCUCAGUUGCAGAGGCUGCGAGAAGCCAGUCUCCGGCCCCACGUACUUCUGCCCCGAAUGCCCGAAAUUCUGUCUGCACAAGUCAUGCUCUCAGUUCCCAGAACAAAUUCAACAUCCUUUCCACCCUUCGCACCCUCUGGUUCUCAACACAAAAUCUCCUUACCCUUCGGGCAAGCAAUGGUGUGAUGCUUGCAGGAAGGACAUAAAAGAUGGAUACAUCUUCCACUGUUCAAAGUGCGGGUUCGACCUGGACCUUACCUGCGCAUCACGAGCACCUUCCCUUAAGCAUGGGAAGCACAGCCAGCACCCACUUGAAUUCUUCGAGCUGACAUUUCUCGAGCUUGUCUGCAGUGUCUGUGGGAAAGGGUCCACUGAACGUAUCUACCGAUGCGUCCCCUGCAAGUUCAAUGUCCAUUCCAGUUGUCUUACAUUUGCGAGCACCGUAAAGCAUAACAAUCACCGGCAUCCCCUCUCCCUUAAGGAAUCAAUCACCAAAGGCAACUCGGGUUGGUUCCCUUGUGAGGUUUGCAAGAAAAGUAUCACCCCGAAGCAUCCAGUUUACUACUGUGAGCAAUGCAGCUACGGAGUGCAUAUUGAAUGCAUCGACCCCGAGGACAAUCCUACCUCGGAUCCCAACUUCGUAAAACUUGUCAGCGACGUUGCAAAAGACGAGACCGUGGCAGCUGUACUGACAACAGAACUGAAAUCAAAGGUUGAAGCAUUACAUACAAAGUUAGAGACUCUAUUUCACAAAUACUCUAGCUUGUCGAACUUCCAUUCGGAGCUCUCUAAAUGAUGGUUCGAGAUGAAAAGGGAAUGAAGUUGAUAGAGAUGAGAUAUGUGAAGCUUGAAUCAACUAGCGAAAAGACGUACGUACGUCCAUAUGUAUAGAAAGAUCAAAUAAGUUGUCACGAGCAACAGUAAUGCUUAUUCUACAACUUCCAUCAAUCCCAUUGCUUAUUCUCUUGCACGGA